AUGCAGGUGGCAUUGAAGUACUCCACACGCACGAGCCACCCUCUCUUUUUCAACCAGCUAUACGGGGGACCAGAGCCUGUGGGCAUUGCAGGUGAAUGGUUGGCAGUGGCCACCAAUACCAAUGCGCACACCUUUGAAGUUGCACCGGUCUUCACCUUGGCUGAGACUGAAGUGCUUGCCAAGAUGGCUCGGGUGGUCGGAGGUGCAUAUGCAGAGGCAAAUGACGGCCUCUUUGUGCCAGGAGGAUCCAUUGCCAAUCUGUAUGGAAUGCAUUUAGCGCGCAACAGGGCAGACCCCGGCUUUAAAAGCAGAGGCGCUGUGGGCGGCCCUCGCUUGGUGGCCUUCACAUCUAAGCACGCUCACUACUCCUACCUCAAAGCAGCGAGUAUGACUGGUCUUGGCAGUGACAACCUCAUUGUGGUGCCCUGUGAUGAAAAUGGGGGAAUGAUUUCAUCAGAGUUGGAAGCUGCCAUAGUGGCAGCAAAGGCCAAAGGCGGCGUUCCAUUCUUUGUGGGGACCACUGCUGGCACAACAGUCCUGGGCGCAUUUGACCCCCUGCCUGCAAUUGCUGAGAUCUGUCAGCGGCAUGAAUUGUGGCACCAUGUCGAUGGCACAUGGGGUGCAGCGGCGCUUCUAAGCCGUACACAUCGGCACCUCAUGGCCGGCUGUGAGCGCUCAGACUCACUUUCCUGGAACCCCCACAAAAUGAUGGCAUAUGGGGACAGCGGCUAUGAGGCCCGCCUCGAUCAUGCAAUGCAGAUGGCGCAAUACUUGGAAGGCAAGAUACUGGGAGAUGUAGAUGCUUUCGUGCUUGUGCACCCUCGCAGCUUUACAAAUGUCUGCUUCUACUGGAUACCGCCGAGCUUGCGUCCGCUCAAUUUGAAGACCGCCAGCAAGUCAGAACUAGAUGAAUUGGGCAAGGUGGCUCCUAAGUUGAAGCACCACAUGCAGAAGAAUGGGGAUGCCAUGAUUGGGUUUCAGCCAUUAGGACCUUGGCCGAACUUCUUCAGAAUUGUCUUUGCGAGCGCUUGGAGCCUCGCAGAGAAAGACUUGGACGCCUUGCUUGACCGCAUGGAUGCUCUAGGAAGGAAUCUCUACUCGUCAGAGAGCAAGCGAUUGGCAGGCAAGACUCAAUUGCUGCAGUCCUACAAGUCUAAAUACAAAUUUUUCCUGCGAGGCUGUCUUGCACAGUUGGAAGCACCAGCACCGAGCGUUGAGGCACCCUUCCCAGCACUCCAAGCAGAUGCACCUGCUGUCCUAGAAGCCUCGCCACCAGUGGCUACAAUUGAGGCACAGGCACCGAUCGAAGCUCAGGCGGCAGCUGGGAGGAAGUCUCUGGCGCUGUCCACUGGGCCAGGCCCCAAGGGGCCCACCCUCAUUGAUGAGCAGGGCAACGAGAUCAUCCUCAAGGGCCUCUCCGUCUUUGGCUUCAACUCUGUGUGGACAAUGAUCGGUAAUCUGACAGGCGGCUCGGACGCGAUUAGCCGCGACCUUGGCCACGUCAUGUACCGCAUGAAGAUGCUCGGCUUCAACGCCAUCCGCCUCCCCUUCACCUUCGCAGCCCUGGCCAAGGAGCCGGUGGACUACACGGGAAAGUGCAAGCCGGUGAGCGCGGCGGAGGUUGAGGCCACGCUGGUGCCGCCCACCGUUCCCUCCGGCCUCAAGGCCUCCGGGCUUACAGACCUGCCCCAGGCGCCGCCCGCGCUGCCGGAGGACACCUGCAACGCCUACCUGCCCAACGACUCCACCUUCCACCGCUACCUCUGGGUCAUCCGGUACUUUGCGAGCCAGGGCUUCUACGUGGUGGUGGACUACCAGAGCAUGAAGGGCGGCCCCGAGGACAACAUCUUUGACAAGGAGGCCUGGAUGGCGCAGUGGGUGGACCUGGUGUCCCAGCUGGUGCAGUACGCGCCCGAGACCAAUGGCCGCCUCCUGCUCGACCUCAUCAACGAGCCCGACGGUUUUGGGAUGACAUGGGAGGCGCAGGCUGACAAGCCGUCGCUGGGCAGCUACUACCUGGACCUGGGCGACAAGCUGAACGCAGUCUGCCCCAGCUGCAUCUUCCUGCUGGAGGGCACCGGCCAGUCCAAGUUCCUGGGCGUCGACUGGGGCACCGGCUUUGCCACUGACAGCAAUGUGAUCCAGACAGUGGGCAUCUCUGACCCCAAUGGCUUCUUCCAGGCGCUCGUGCAGAAGCCCUGGGUGGACCAGGUCGCCCUGGCUCCCCACCUCUACUGCCCCGUCGCGGCCGGCCGGCCGCGCCUGUUUUCCGACGGCCCCACGAUGUGGAACGCGCUGACCACCAUGGUUGGAUACCUCAACUCCGAGGGCUACUGCUACAACAACAAUUGCCACCGCUUCCCGAUCGUGCUGUCGGAGUUUGGGAGCGCGCUGAACGAGCGCACUGAGCUGGACUGCUUCACCAGCCUGACCAACUACAUGACCUCCACGGGCCUCGCCAACGACGGCCGCCACUCCCCCAUCCAGUCCUGGUUCUACUGGGCGUGGAACGCAGAGACAGCCAUCACGGGUGGCCUGGUCGGGGACGACUUAGUGAGCAUCCUGUGGAACAAGAUUGCCGCGCUCACCGGCGGCACCACCCAGUGGCCCUUCGGCCUCGGCCUGCGCCCCUGGUACCUGCAGGGCUUUGAGGAGGUGAACGGCACGAGCGCGGUCCCCAACUCGGACAUUCCCUCGUGGGUGGUCACGGAGGCACAGGCAGCGCAGCACCGCGGCCAGGCGGUGGAUGUGAACGACCGCUUCACCAUCCCCGUCAGCGGCGCCGUCUCCGGCGCCAACCCCCUCACCUCCGGCCAGCAGACAGGCGAGGGAGCGGGCUCGGGCAGCAACGCGGCGGCCGGCGGCGGCAGCAGCGGCAGCCGGCACCUGAGCAGCGGCGCGAUUGCCGGCAUUACCAUCGGCACACUGGUCGGCGUGGCCGGCAUCGCAGCGGCUGCCGUGUUUGCAGCGCGCAAAGUUGCGGCCAGCAAGGCGCAGCCCGAGAACAUGUCCACCUUCAACCAGGCCUUCAACAGCGCCGCCUGAUGUGGCACCUUGCAAAGAAACAGCUGCUGCAAUCGCAGUGGAGGAUCAAAGACAAGAUGGAAUAACCCUGGCAGCUUCUAUGGAGCAGCCCGCUGCAACUGCGGGCUCAAAGCCUCUCCUGUGUGGAGGCUGUCAGGUGCUGAUGGGGGGAACUCAGUGACAAUGUUGGUGGGACUGAUGAGGGAGAUGGAUGGGAUGAGUUUGGUAUCGGGCACAAGAUGGCGUUGCAUCCUGGCUGGGAAUUGGGGUUGCACGGGCUAUACUGUCAGAGAAGCCACCUCGAUCAAUCUGUGUCUGACAAGUUGUAGGUGCUGGCUGCAUCAAGAUAGCAUUGCCAUGCUGCUGAGCUUGGUGACGGAUAUGUGUUUUGUGUGACAAGCAGAUAGGGACGUAGAGUGCGCGUACAUUUGAUUCCAAACAUUUCAUUAUGACAACAUUUCAUUCCCUAGUUGAUUCUGAGUCUGUUGUGCAUAUGCCAGUGUGUUUUGUUGCUCCUGCAAUAUGUAUUGAGCGUAUACUCAUGCUUGCUUCAAGGUGUAAGUUUUCAUGAUGUCGA
This is a messenger RNA of Coccomyxa subellipsoidea C-169, 3601 nucleotides long. Its product is annotated as PLP-dependent transferase. The transcript has 20 exons. NCBI's taxonomy places the organism in Eukaryota, Viridiplantae, Chlorophyta, Trebouxiophyceae, Coccomyxaceae. Gene Ontology annotation, cellular component: cytoplasm. Gene Ontology annotation, molecular function: carboxy-lyase activity; pyridoxal phosphate binding; hydrolase activity, hydrolyzing O-glycosyl compounds. The record is from RefSeq and is a predicted model, not a curated record. Gene Ontology annotation, biological process: carboxylic acid metabolic process. The coding region runs from base 1 to 3045 and encodes 1014 amino acids.